Molecule: messenger RNA, 1092 nt
Organism: Chlorella variabilis
Lineage: Eukaryota; Viridiplantae; Chlorophyta; Trebouxiophyceae; Chlorellales; Chlorellaceae
Exons: 6
Cellular component (GO): mitochondrion; cytoplasm
Molecular function (GO): ATP hydrolysis activity; ATP binding
Source: RefSeq, a predicted model, not a curated record
CCGGCGGCGCCCAAGGGCGUUUACCUCCAUGGCAGCGUGGGCAGCGGCAAGUCGCUCGCCAUGGACCUCUUCUCGGCGGCGGUCCUGCGGGAGGGCACGGUGCCGCACCACCGCAGGCUGCACUUCAACUCUGCCAUGCUGGAGCUCCACAGGCGAGCGCCGCGCCCUUGCAUGGAUGCUGAGGGGCGGCUGGACGAGAGCAGGAGCGCUCCUUGGGCUGUGCCCAGCCAAUGGCCGUGCUGCUCCAUGUGUGCCUGUGCCAGCCUUGUCCUGCCUGGUUGUCCCUCCUUCCUCCCACAGGCGGUGGCGCUCAAGGGUCUGGUGGAGGCGCUCCUGGCAGAGGGUUGCGUGGUGGUGGCCACCAGCAAUCGGGCGCCCUGGGAGCUGGACAGGCACGGCCUGCAUGAGGAUCUGUUUGAGCACUUCAGGGCCAGCCUGCAGGCCGCCUGCGACGUGGUGUGCCUGGAUUCGGGCCGCGACUACCGCCGCCUGCUGGCGGCAUCGACCCUGCUGCGGCCGCUGCCGGCAGCAGGGGCGGCCGCCGGAGCUGGCAGGGCCACUGAUGAUCGGCAGCAGCAGGAGCAGCAGCGGGGCGCCGGCAGGGAGCUGGGCGUGAUGUUUGGGCGGCGGCUGCACGUGGCGCGCUGCGCCGGCGGCGCCGCGCGCUUCUCCUUCCCAGAGCUGUGUGCGGUGCCGCUGGGCACGGCAGACUAUGUGGCCCUGUCCCAGACCUUCCACACAGUCUUCCUGGAGGGCGUGCCGCCGCUGAGCAUGCAGGCGCGCGGCAGCAGGCCUCGUGGUGGCGGUGGUGGUUCUGUGCGGGACCAGGCGCGCCGCUUCAUCAGCCUGGUGGAUGAGCUGUACAACCACCGCACCCGCCUGGUGUGUACCGCCGCCGCGCCGCCCGACCAGCUGUUCUCGGGGGCGGGUGCCGAGGGGGAGGGCAUCCUCGACCUGGAGGGGCUGCAGGCGGCCGCCGCCGCGGCGCGGCUGGGCGGCGCCGAGGAGCGCUUUGCCUUCGCGCGCGCGGUCAGCCGGCUGUACGAGAUGCAGGGCGAGCUCUACCUGGCCUCCCGCCCUCGCCAGCCGUAG